AUGGAUAGAAAGCAAGAACAAGACAAGGGGAACUCAAACAUGUCUGGCAUUGAUGUCACUGUAAUAACUCCAAAAGUCCCAAAAGCAGUUUCACCUGUUUCUUCUGCAGCAGAGGGGGACACCUUAAGGCGGCCACGUGGACGGCCAGCCGGCUCAAAAAACAAGCCUAAACCACCAAUAAUUGUCACCAGAGAAAGUGCCAAUGCACUGAAGGCUCAUGCCAUGGAAGUGAGUUCAGGCUCUGAUGUGAAUGAAUGUUUAUUGAACUUUGCAAGGAGAAAGCAACGUGGCCUUUAUAUACUCAAUGGAACAGGCUGUGUAACAAAUGUAACACUGCGCCAACCAGGGUCAUCUGGUGCCAUUGUGACCCUUCAUGGUAGGUUUGAGAUUCUGUCCCUGCUGGGGUCAAUCCUUCCCCCACCAGCCCCUCCAGGGAUCACAGGCCUCACAAUUUACUUGGCAGGUGCUCAAGGGCAAGUUGUGGGAGGUGCUGUGGUUGGUGCUUUGAUUGCCUCAGGCCCUCUUGUAAUCAUGGCUGCAUCAUUCAUGCAUGCUACUUUCGAUCGUCUGCCUUUGGAAGAUGAUGAACUCUCUGCUGCAAUGCAGAAUCAGCAUUACCAAAAUGGACGCACCCACCAUCUUGACAUCUCUGACUUGUAUGCAAUGCCACAGAACCUGCUCAUGAAUGGUACAAUGCCCCAAGAGAUAUACUCUUGGGCACCAGGGCGGAACUUGUCAAAAACCUGA
Vigna angularis (adzuki bean) is the source of this 747-nucleotide messenger RNA. Its product is annotated as AT-hook motif nuclear-localized protein 16. Gene Ontology annotation, molecular function: DNA-binding transcription factor activity; minor groove of adenine-thymine-rich DNA binding. The coding region runs from base 1 to 747 and encodes 248 amino acids. The record is from RefSeq and is a predicted model, not a curated record. NCBI's taxonomy places the organism in Eukaryota, Viridiplantae, Streptophyta, Magnoliopsida, Fabales, Fabaceae. Gene Ontology annotation, cellular component: nucleus. Gene Ontology annotation, biological process: vegetative to reproductive phase transition of meristem. The transcript has a single exon.